Messenger RNA from Austrofundulus limnaeus, 1161 nucleotides. RefSeq names its product transmembrane protein 244. NCBI's taxonomy places the organism in Eukaryota, Metazoa, Chordata, Actinopteri, Cyprinodontiformes, Rivulidae. The record is from RefSeq and is a predicted model, not a curated record. The transcript is spliced from 7 exons. The coding region runs from base 351 to 857 and encodes 168 amino acids.
AAUAUAAACCUGCAGUAUUCCCUCCCACAUUGGGCGGAUUUCUUCUUUGGGUUCUCGGGGAAAACAAAACAAGGCAACCGGUUGAACAUGAUAAUAUCAAAUGUAGUGACUUCCUUUAAACACUCUUAAGUGAAUUUAACGGGAGUAUUUUUCCCCCUUUCCUGUCAACAAAGACUCGUGAAACGAGGUGAAAUGAGUUCAUUUUGUGUGGAAAAAAGCGGCGGCGCGGUUUCGUUUGUCACCGCUGGAGGGCGCAGCGAGCCCGCAGCAGAUUUUCUGAAGGAUUAACGGGCUCGAGCCGACUGCUCUCUGCUGCAAAAUCUGCUUUAUUUCUGCGAACACGCAUCACCAUGAGAUGGCAUUCAAAGGCGAUUCGAAGUUUCUCGGGCCCACAGCCUGAUGCUGCCUCCACCGUACUUCAACGACACUCUGAACAUAUAUUUAAUAGAAAGACAGUUCUGCUCAAUCUGCUGCUGUGUCUGAUCAUAUUUUACUCCCUCUUCUACAUGAUUGGGAGUGUUUGCUUCGGUGCCUUCAGGUUGGAUCACUUCGAUGGACUGAUCCUGUUCCACUUUGAGACAGAACCUGCUGAAUCCAACUCCGAAUACCUGGUCAAUCUCAUCUCCUUGGAGCUCACCUACUUUUGUAGCGGCAUCCUGUUCGCUGCAGUGGUGAAGAGGCAGGUUUGGGACUACGCUCUCACCGUCACACUUCUACAUGUAAUCAUCACCAGCCUGGUGAUGUUGGAGUUCCCCAUGGUGUGGCAGUGGUGGCUAGCUUUAGGUAGCGGCUUAUUUCUGAUGAUUUGCAACGGUCAGUUGAUCGCUUAUUUCAUGUGCCCAAGUGAGCAGAGCUAGCCAACUUCAGCUACCACUAACAGUUCUUUAAAAACUGUUUUUUGUUGAGUAUUUUAGAGUGAGGCAAAAAGAAUCUGAGCAGAAACCAGAUGUUUGUCACACAUAAAAAGUAACUCAGCAGUACACAAAACCAGAGCUGGGUCAAGUUUUUUUGUUUAUGAAAUGUAAUUUCAGCUGACAAGCACCAGAUUUUUUUAUUUUGCAGGCAAACACUGUAAAAACAACCUAAUGUGACAAAAUCAAAACUAAUGUACGAUAUAGGAAUGUAGUGUUAAUUGUGUAAUACAAACUCUGUGUUUUAAAA